AUGGAGUAUACAGACAUCAACAAGAUAAUAUCUCAGCACAUUGAUGUACUAGGUCCUUUGCCUUUGGCCUGGUGGGAGUCUUGGGAGGAAAGAGAUGUAUUCUUUGAUGGUAAUGGAAACCCUAAGAAGGGCAGAGAUGUGUGGCCACCGAUCAACGAGGCAUUUGAGGAAGGUGUGCAGAAGUAUCGUCGGAUGGACAAAAUAGGCGAGUUUGAUAGAGAGGAAGCCUCUGCGAUAUUGGACUUGAUGUGUCGGAUGCUAGCCUUUCGGCCUGGGGAUCGUCCGACUGCUGAGGAGGUGCUGGACUCAGAGUGGAUGGUGCGUUGGGCAUUACCUGAUUUCCAGCGGGCGCAGUAG
This is a messenger RNA of Penicillium mononematosum, 357 nucleotides long. RefSeq names its product kinase-like domain-containing protein. The transcript has a single exon. Lineage: Eukaryota; Fungi; Ascomycota; Eurotiomycetes; Eurotiales; Aspergillaceae. The coding region runs from base 1 to 357 and encodes 118 amino acids. The record is from RefSeq and is a predicted model, not a curated record.